AUGACGGAGACAAGCCUUCCCACAUCCAACAAGGCCGUGGUCUCGGCUGGACCUAAGAAACUAGAGAUCCAAGAACGUCCUGUACGCCCACCAGGCGACAAUGAAGUGCUCGUUGAAAUAGUUGCGACAGGUAUCUGCGGUUCAGACUGCCACAACUGGGAAAGCGACAAGGUAUCUCGCCAACUCGUCCUUGGGCACGAGUCUUCGGGUGUCAUCAUCCAAACCGGAAAGAGUGUCAAGGACCGGUUUGGGAACCCGAACAUCUGCGCGAACUUGAAGUACUGCGGCCUCGACCCCACCGAUGGCACACUUUGCCAGUACUUCACCUGCACGGCCUCAAUGACGGUGCCCAUCCCGGACUCAAUCUCCUGGGAGGAGGCGGGCGCGAUCCAACCGCUCGCCAUUGCGGUUCAACUUGCCAGGAGAGCCUCUCUAAACGCUCACCAAACGAUGGCUAUCUUUGGAUGUGGCCCUCUGGGUCUCCUGGUGCUUGCUGUCGCAAAGGCAUACGGUGUCAAGAAGGUCAUCAUGUUUGACAUUGAAUCAUCUCGGACGCAAUUUGCAGAGACGUACGGCGCGACCGUCGGUAUUGUCCCUCCGAAGAACGAAGACCCAUCUGUAGAUUCCCUCUCAUUCUAUCAGCAAUACGCCGAGGAACUCAACUCCAAACACGAACUUGGCGACGGUUUCGACGUCACAGUUGAGGCCAGUGGAGCAGAGUCCUGUAUCCAAAUGGCAGUCGCCAUGCUGAAAUCGGGUGGAACUUGCAUUCAGGCUGGGUUAGGAAAGCCCCUUGCAUCUGUGCCUCUGUUCUUGGUCACGGCCAAGGAGCUCAAUAUCAGGGACGCGAUCAGUCUUCUGGAGAGGAAGCUCGUAGAUCUCAAGCCUCUGGUUACAUCAACGUACCCUCUGACAGAUGCUGCACAGGCAUUCGAGGCGCAGCAUGCGAAGAAGGAUAUCAAAAUUAUCAUAAUGAACCAAAGGUAG
This is a messenger RNA of Colletotrichum chrysophilum, 987 nucleotides long. RefSeq lists its product as uncharacterized. Gene Ontology annotation, biological process: D-sorbitol catabolic process. Lineage: Eukaryota; Fungi; Ascomycota; Sordariomycetes; Glomerellales; Glomerellaceae. Gene Ontology annotation, molecular function: zinc ion binding; L-iditol 2-dehydrogenase (NAD+) activity. Bases 1 to 987 code for a protein of 328 amino acids. The transcript has 4 exons. The record is from RefSeq and is a predicted model, not a curated record.